GAUGGAUCCUCAGCCUGCGCGCACGGCCAGCGGCAACCACACACGCUUCCACAUGGCUUCUCAUUUAUGGCGAAUAUUCCCCACUUUUAUCUGGAUUUUAGCUCUGGUGUCCAGUUCCAGGACGAGGAUUUAUCCUCCGAAUGAAGUGACCCUGCUGGACACCAGGACAGUGCCAGGAGAGCUCAAAUGGGCAGCCAGUCCGUCAGAAGGAGGGUGGGAGGAGGUGAGCAUCAUGGAUGAGAAGAACAUCCCGAUUCGGACCUACCAGGUGUGCAACGUCCUUGAACCGAACCAAAACAACUGGCUCAGGACCGACUGGAUCCCGCGCUCAGGCGCCCAACGGGUCUACGUGGAAGUCAAGUUCACCCUGAGAGACUGCAACAGCCUGCCGGGCGUCACCGGCAACUGCAAGGAAACGUUCAAUCUGUACUACCACGAGUCAAACGAAGACCGGGAGAGUUACAUUAAAGAGAGCAGCUUCAUUAAAGUGGACACGGUGGCAGCAGACGAGAGCUUCACGCAGGUGGACGUUGGAGACAGAAUCAUGAAGCUGAACACCGAAGUGCGUGACGUGAAAGUGACUACCAGAAAAGGCUUCUACCUGGCCUUCCAGGACGUCGGCGCUUGCAUCGCCCUGGUGUCGGUGAGAGUCUUCUACAAGACCUGUCCCCUCACCGUUCGCAACCUGGCGACCUUCCCGGACACGGUGACUGGGGCCGACACCUCCUCGCUGGUGGAGGUGAGGGGGUCCUGCGUGAACCAGUCGGAAGAGAAAGAGGAGCCCAAGAUGUACUGCGGAGCCGAUGGAGAGUGGUUGGUUCCGAUCGGGGGGUGUCUUUGUAGCCCUGGAUAUGAAGAAAAGGCCGGAACAUGUAAAGCCUGCACUGCUGGUUUCUACAAGGCCAAGUCGUCGGAUGCCGGGUGCCUGAAGUGUCCGCCUCAUAGCUACUCGCUGCGGGACGGGGCCAGAAUCUGCGAAUGCCACUCCGGAUACUUCCGCGCCGACGCUGACCCUCCUUCCAUGGCCUGUUCCCAGCCCCCGUCCGCCCCGCAGCAGCUGAUCUCAGUGGUGAAUGAGACCUCGGUGGUUCUGGAGUGGAGCCCACCUCGCCGUUUGGGGGGACGCAACGACAUAAGCUACAGCUUGGAGUGUCUUAUCUGUCAGAGCGGGAGUCAAGCUGGCGGUAAAACGCUCGGCAGGAAUCAGACCGUCCAUCAGCCGGACGUCCAGCGCGGCAGCCAGAGGAUGCAGUCGGAUCAGGGCUUCGUGGGGUCCGAUCCGUCCGGGAGGGGCGUCUAUCAGAGGGACUACUCCAAGACCGGCUCGCAGCUGUGCCAGCCCUGCAGCUCAGAUGUGCAGUUCUCCCCGGGGCAGACGGGCCUGAAGUCCACCAGGAUGGUGGUCAGCGAGCUCCGAGCCCACACACACUACACCUUCAUCAUUUACGCUCAGAAUGGAGUCUCCAAAGUGAGUGGAGCAGCAGCAUCCCAGAGCGUGUCGGUCACUGUGACGACCAACCAAGCAGCUCCCUCCACUGUGUCGUCCGUCCUCGCCAACGACGUGACCAGGCAUAGUUUGUUGCUGUCAUGGCAACAGCCCGAUCACCCUAAUGGGGUCAUCCUGGAAUAUGAGGUCAAAUUCUACGAAAAGAACCACAAGGAAAGGUCCUAUCGCAUAAUGAGGACUUUCUCUCGGAGCGCCGACGUCACUGGGCUCAACCCUCUCACCGUCUACGUGUUUCACGUUCGUGCUCGCACCGCCGCCGGGUACGGAGAGUUCAGUUCGCCAUUCGAGUUCUCCACCAACUCAGAUCCCUUUCCUCUGAUCGGUGAAGGAGUCAACUCAGCAUUCCUCCUGCUGUCUGUCAGCGGGGUUGGAAUUUUGCUGCUCAUCUCCGCAGCCAUCUUCAUCAUCAGCCGCAGGAGAAGCAAGUACAGCAAAACAAAACAGGACUCAGAGGAGGAGAAGCAUCUUAACCCAGGAGUUAAAAUCUACGUGGAUCCUUUCACUUAUGAGGACCCUGAUCAAGCCAUCCAUGAGUUUGCCAAGGAGAUUGAUGUCAGCAGCAUUCACAUCGAGAGAGUCAUCGGCAUGGGAGAGUUCGGGGAGGUGUGCAGCGGCCGACUGCGAGUGCAGGGUAAGAGGGAAGUCUACGUGGCCAUCAAGAGCCUGAAAGCAGGAUAUUCUGACAAGCAGAGGCGGGACUUCCUCUCGGAGGCGUCAAUCAUGGGACAGUUUGACCAUCCCAACAUCAUCCGUCUGGAGGGGGUGGUGACCAGAUGUAAACCGCUGAUGAUCAUCACCGAGUACAUGGAGAACGGAUCUCUGGAUGCUUUUCUUCGAAAACACGACGGCCAGUUCACUGUGAUCCAGCUGGUCGGCAUGCUGCGCGGCAUCGCCUCUGGUAUGAAGUAUCUGUCGGACAUGAGCUUUGUGCACCGAGACCUGGCGGCCAGGAACAUCCUGGUCAACAGCAACCUGGUGUGUAAGGUGUCAGACUUCGGCCUGAGUCGAGUUCUGGAGGACGACCCUGAGGAGGCGUACACGACCAGAGAGGCCAUCGGGACGUACCUGUCGCCGGGAGGAAAGAUCCCCAUCAGGUGGACGGCGCCCGAGGCCAUCACUUACAGGAAGUUCACCACCGCGAGCGACGUGUGGAGCUACGGCAUCGUCAUGUGGGAGGUGGUGUCGUACGGAGAGAGGCCCUACUGGGACAUGAACAACCAGGACGUGAUCAAGGCCAUAGAGGAGGGCUACCGCCUGCCCGCGCCCAUGGACUGCCCGCUGGUUCUGCACCAGCUCAUGCUGGACUGUUGGGAGCGAGAGCGAGCCGAGCGGCCCACCUUCAGCCAAAUACUCAACAUGCUGGAUAAACUCAUCAGAAACCCUGGAACUCUGCGCCGGACAGGAGGGGAGAGACCCACUGCCACAAUACUGGAGUCAGGGCUGGGCCCGGAGGUGUGUGUGUCCGUCAUCCCCGAAGUGUGUGUGCAGAACUGGUCAGUGUGCGAGUGGCUGCAGUCCAUCGGGCUGGACCGGUACCGGGACACGCUGGCGGCGGCAGGCUACACCAGCCUGGAUAGCCUACUGGCCCUCACACACCAGGAGCUGGACAGACUCGGGAUCAUCACACCGUCACACCAGGACAUGCUAAUUGCGAGUGUGCAGCAGGAAAUGUUGGCUCAGAUGCAGCACAUACAACACACAAUGGUCCCAGUCUGAGCCGACACGUGGACCCCACGCAUUUCUUUUACCUCAUCCAUGCACUUUAAACAGACUCUUCACACGUGGGAAUACAAGAGACGAGCCAUCAGGCAGCACUUUUGUCGACUUUUUUUUUUUUUUUUUUUGAACCACAAUCUGGACCGGAGGAAGGAAGAAUCUUUGACGGAGUUUCCUUCUUGUUUUAACACCAGUUCUGUGAAGGCUGUGAAGCUGCGUGUUCGCAGAAUGGCUUCCAACUUGUUUUCCUUUGCUGCUUUGGGCUUGACUUGAAUCGUCUUUCGUUGUGUGUGCGCGCGUGUGUGUCUCUACUCUUGUGAUGUUGUGUGGACAGAAUUCCACAGGGAAGUGCUGGCCGGGGUUUAAUACGUCUCCAGGAAGUAAGGAACUGCCUUCUCAAGUCAUGUGGCUCCGACUGUAUGUUGUGUAUGCGUGUGUUGCCUCGGGCGUCAACUGUCAAUAUUCUGAAUAUGCAAAGUGAGUGGGAGGAGCCGGUCCGAAUGUAUCUUUGGCUCUUUCUAGCUAACAGAUUGUUACUUUCCGUUGGUUAGCGGUGUAAAUAUCUUGUGUUCCAUGCUAAACGUUAGCGACGUUUCUUUAUUUAUAGUGUUUUUUUUAAUAGUUUGUACAUUGUAUAAUAGACAAAAUGAGGAAAAAUGUAAUGACUGCCAUAUUGUAUUGCAAUAAACGGCA
Molecule: messenger RNA, 3916 nt
Organism: Synchiropus splendidus (mandarinfish)
Lineage: Eukaryota; Metazoa; Chordata; Actinopteri; Syngnathiformes; Callionymidae
Product: ephrin type-A receptor 4-A-like
Exons: 19
Coding region: 2-3223 (1073 amino acids)
Biological process (GO): protein phosphorylation; cell surface receptor protein tyrosine kinase signaling pathway; axon guidance
Cellular component (GO): neuron projection; plasma membrane
Molecular function (GO): transmembrane-ephrin receptor activity; ATP binding; protein binding
Source: RefSeq, a predicted model, not a curated record